Molecule: messenger RNA, 414 nt
Organism: Fusarium graminearum PH-1
Lineage: Eukaryota; Fungi; Ascomycota; Sordariomycetes; Hypocreales; Nectriaceae
Exons: 1
Coding region: 1-414 (137 amino acids)
Source: RefSeq, a predicted model, not a curated record
AUGGACAUUCCACUUUUGAGUGCCCCUGCAAAAGGUAAGACGGCGUGGUUGAUCAGGCCUUAUGACUGGACCCUCGAUCCUCAAAUGCAGCUUGGCUUUGCCGCCAAAGCAAUAGCUCGGUCGAUCGUGAUGCGCACUUUCAACGACGCUCAUUGGUUAUUAUUGUACGGUGCUGUGCUGGCUGCAGGCAAUCAGGUGGGUAACAAAAAAACGGGAAUCUCACCACACUGUAAACCGACUCUAACACAUACAAAUUGCAGUACUAUUUUCCCGAUUUUUUUGUUACCCACCUGGCAAUCCGAAUCCCCCCAAAAAGGGCCAAGGACGCUUGCUGUUCGGACACAAGGGACUGACUACGAUGGUCCUGUGGCAGUUAACGACAGCAUCAUUAAGUAUGUCGAUCUUGCUGCAUGA